Molecule: messenger RNA, 1166 nt
Organism: Aphanomyces astaci
Lineage: Eukaryota; Oomycota; Saprolegniomycetes; Saprolegniales; Verrucalvaceae
Exons: 1
Coding region: 1-1083 (360 amino acids)
Biological process (GO): glycosaminoglycan metabolic process; ganglioside catabolic process; carbohydrate metabolic process
Cellular component (GO): membrane
Molecular function (GO): beta-N-acetylhexosaminidase activity
Source: RefSeq, a predicted model, not a curated record
AUGGGGGGCAACAAGCUCAACACGUUCCACUGGCACGUGUCCGACACCAACUCGUACCCGUUCCAGUCCAAGGUGUUCCCCAACAUCACCAACUACGGCGCGUCCACCGCCAAGCAGAUCUACACCCACGACGAGAUCCGCGACAUUGUCAAGUACGCCAAGGGCUUUGGCGUGCGCGUGGUGCCCGAGCUGGACGCGCCUGCGCACGUCGGUGCUGGCUGGGAGUGGGGUCCCGACGCCGGAUUGGGCGAAUUGGUGCUGUGCUACGGCGCCAACCCGUGGUUCGACUCGUGCGUGCAGCCCCCUUGCGGCCAGCUCAACCCGCUCAACGACAACGUGUACAAGAUCUUGGAAGGGUUGCACAACGAAUGGCUGAGCUUGUUCGACUCGGACGUGUUCCACAUGGGCGGGGACGAAGUGCACGUCGGCUGCUGGAACCAAUCGGCGGCCGUGUACCCGUUCGUGAAGGACCGCAACGACCCCAAGAGCUUUUUCCACUUGUGGGGCGAGUUCCAAGUGCGCAGCGCCAAGGUGAUCGAGAAGGCGCAGAAGAAGGUCAUGCUGUGGAGCUCCGACUUGACCACCCCCGACUUUUACAAGUACCUCCCCACCAACAACACGAUCGUGCACAUUUGGAGCGACUACGCCGGUGGUGACACGAAGCGCCUCACGGACGCCGGGUACGAAGUCGUCCUGUCUUACUGGGACGCGCACUACUUGGACUGCGGCUUCGGCGGGUGGGUCAACAAGGGCAACGGCUGGUGCAACCCGUACAAGACGUGGCAAGUGAUCUACGACACGGACAUUGUGCCCAACGUCACGGCGGCCAACCAGAAGCUCGUGCUCGGGGCGCAGGUGGCCCUCUGGGCUGAGAUGGCCGACGGUUUGUCUGGUGACUUCAAGAUCUGGCCCCGUGCGUCGGCGCUGGCCGAGCGCUUGUGGUCCAACCCCAAGACCACGUGGAAGGACGCCAUGUCCCGCUACCGCACCCACCGCGACCGCCUCGUCCAAACCGGCGUCGCCAUGGCCCCCGUGCACCCCGAAUGGUGCCGCCAAAACCCCACCGAGUGCAACUUGCUUUAAGUCGCAUAUUGGAGUUGUAUGAGCUGGCCCCGUCUGUAGGAAGCUAGUGUAAAUGCGUGUAAUGAGAGAAGCCUAUUGUGUGU